AUGAACUUCUCCCUUCCGGCUCCGCUUCUCCAAUUCAUUGACGAACUCGACGAGUUCAUCGACCGCGAGAUUAAGCCCCUCCAAGCUCAGGACGACAAUGAGCGCUUCUUCGACCACCGCCGCGAGCACGCCCGGACCGACUGGGACAACGGCGGUCUUCCUCGCCAAGAGUGGGAGGAUCUGCUGGUUGAGGCCAAGAACCGUGCCGACAAAGCGGGAUUCUUCCGCCUAAAUCUUCCCGUCGAAUAUGGCGGCCAGAACGACGGCAGCGGACGCGGCGGCAAUCUGUGGAUGAGCGUCAUCCGCGAGUAUCUGGCAUCCAAGGGUCUGGGUCUCUUCAACGACCUCCAGAACGAGCACAGCGUUGUUGGCAACUUCCCGGACAUCGUCAUGCUCCGUGACUUUGGAUCGCCACAGCAGAAGGAAGAAUUCAUCAAGCUCAGGCUGGAAGGGAAGUUCAGGACCACCUUUGGCCUGACCGAACCGAACCAUGGCAGCGAUGCCACGCAUAUGGAAACCAAGGCGGUACCGGAGACGAGGAACGGUGUCAAGGGUUGGAGGAUCGAUGGUGCGAAGAAGUGGCAGACGGGCAUGCAUCACUGCACGCAUUGCAUCCUCUUUGCGAGGACGAGUGGAAAGGAUGGAAGUGCGCGAGGCAUCACUGCCUUCAUCGUCCCGAGGCACACCCCGGGUCUCGACGUCGUCAGCUAUGAAUGGACUCUCAACAUGCCCACAGACCACGCUACCGUCUCCAUCAAUAAUGUCUGGGUACCGGAGAGCACCAUCCUCGGCGACCCGACAAACGGUCUUGCCGUAGCCCAGGCAUUCGUCCACGAGAACCGGAUCCGUCAAGCCGCCUCCUCUCUCGGUGCUGCCCUCUUCUGCAUCCGCGAGUCCGUCGCCUACGCCAACGCCCGCCAGCCGUUCGGCACCCCGCUCUCCCACAACCAGGGCAUUCAAUUCCCGCUGGUCGAGCUGGCCACGCAGGCGGAGGCGUUGCGCCAGCUGAUCCGGAAGACGGCCACGGAGAUGGACGGGAUGCACCAUACGGAGGUCGAGAAGCGCAUCAGCGACAAAGUGUCCAUGUGCAACUACUGGGGCAACCGGCUGUGCUGCGAGGCCGCAGACCUCGCGAUCCAAACCCAUGGUGGGAAUGGGUACAGUCGCCAUAGGCCAUUUGAGCAUAUCUGGAGACAUCACCGGAGGUACAGGAUCACGGAAGGUAGUGAGCAGAUCCAGAUGCGAAAAGUUGCCGCUUAUCUCUUCGGAUUCGGUGGGCGGAAGCAAGAGGGCAAGUUAUAA
Molecule: messenger RNA, 1302 nt
Organism: Eremomyces bilateralis CBS 781.70
Lineage: Eukaryota; Fungi; Ascomycota; Dothideomycetes; Eremomycetales; Eremomycetaceae
Product: acyl-CoA dehydrogenase NM domain-like protein
Exons: 3
Coding region: 1-1302 (433 amino acids)
Molecular function (GO): oxidoreductase activity, acting on the CH-CH group of donors; flavin adenine dinucleotide binding
Source: RefSeq, a predicted model, not a curated record